AUGUCGAGGUCUUUUUGCGAUUCUUUAAUAAUCAAGGAUGCGGUUCGACCCGGACCGGUGGACCAUCCGGGACAGGACUUCCUCAUCCCCAUCAGCAUGCAUUCUCCCAGCGUCAUGACGGUCACCGCUCCGGUGUGUCCAUCCAGGAAGACGGGCACCUUCUGCGUCUGCCCGCUGUGCGUCACGUCCCUGCACUCUUCACGCGGCGGCAUUCCCAUGCUGAAGAGCCAGUUUCCGGGCAUGGAGGCGCAGUACUGUCACAGGAUAACGCAUCAGCCGUCCCCUGCGCUCGGGCACCCGGGACACAUCGUCUGCACGCCCACGUUCAGCGUCACGGACCCGAGGAGAUACCACUGCCUCUCUAUGGGCGCCUCCGACAACAGCCACAUACAGAACGGCAAGAGGAUGCGCACGGCGUUCACGAGCACGCAACUCCUGGAACUCGAGAGGGAGUUUUCCACGAACAUGUAUCUCUCCAGACUCAGGAGAAUCGAAAUCGCCACCUACUUGAGCCUGUCGGAGAAGCAGGUGAAGAUCUGGUUUCAGACGCGGGUGAAGCACAAGAAGGAGGGGAAAGCCACCCAGAGGAGCGCGCACAGCAGCGGCUGCAAGUGCACGGCGGCCUCAACGGACUACUCGAGGUCGGAGGACGAGGAGUCUCUGUCUCCGGCCUCUGCGUCGGAGGAGAAAGAGGUGUCUCCCAUCUGA
This is a messenger RNA of Cyclopterus lumpus (lumpfish), 708 nucleotides long. RefSeq names its product GS homeobox 2 (gene gsx2). Gene Ontology annotation, molecular function: DNA-binding transcription factor activity, RNA polymerase II-specific; sequence-specific double-stranded DNA binding. Gene Ontology annotation, cellular component: nucleus. Lineage: Eukaryota; Metazoa; Chordata; Actinopteri; Perciformes; Cyclopteridae. The record is from RefSeq and is a predicted model, not a curated record. Gene Ontology annotation, biological process: regulation of DNA-templated transcription.